AUGAGCAAUGCGUUCAAUACAGCCUGGACACCACAAAUAGUAGACUUACUAAGACAAAAAAAUAUACCACGAAAUAUCGCUAAACUAUGCACCGACUUUCUUAGGCACAGACACAUACGAACCGAAAACAUAGAGACCAACACACAGAGAGGGUGCCCACAAGGCUCCAGCCUCGGACCAGCUUUAUGGAAUCUAAUUAUGGAGGACUGGUUCAGACACCUAGACGAGACAGGAGGACUAGACGUAGAGGACAUGAUUCAAGCCUUUGCGGACGACCAAAUAAUCCUAGUGACGGGAACCUCAUUAAACGUUUUAGAGCGGAAAUGGAAUAAUAUUUGGGCCUCUUGCGCAAAAUGGGCUGAAAACCAGAAACUGACCUAUAAUAAAGACAAAACGGAAACUAUGUUCAUACCCUACAAAAAAACGAGACAACCGAGACUAAAAAUUGACGGACAUACAGUACAAAUCAAGGACAACAUAGAAUACUUAGGAGUGACAAUUGACACAGGACUACUAUUCCUAGAUCACAUCAAAAAAAUUAGGCAAAAAACCUCCGACAUAGCGAGCAAACUGAUAGCAGUCACGGGAAGAAAAUGGGGACGAAAACCAAUAAUACUUCGGUACAUAUACGAACAUGCAAUAAAACCCAUGGUACUUUACGCCUCAGAAAUAUGGGGACAUAGAUACAAAGACUCCAGAAUAAUUAAACAAUUAAGAGCAACAGAAAGACCUUACAUACUAGCUAUAACAAAAGCAUACAGGACAACACCCACCUCGGCCUUGCAUGUGCUUGCGGGGGUAACCCCACUACAGGCGGACGCUGGGGCGAGAUGGGAAACAUACACAAUACGAAAGCCGCUACUAAACACACUGCAUACCUACACAAUAGACAAACCACACCCGACUAGAAGACCACUACACCUACGUUUAACAGAUGAGACACAAGAAGAAAAAACUACACAACUGCACAUAUACACUGACGCUAGCAAAAAUGAUGAGAGUUCAACCAUAGGAAUAUACAUAAAAAAUACUAUACAACAACAUCAUAAAAUAAAGAUAAUCACUACAUGCGACAUCAACACACUCGAGCUGUACGCAAUAUACAUGGGAACAAUAAAACUACUUGAAUUAGCGCAAAACACACUGACGACAGAAGUAACAAUACAUACAGACUCAAAGAACGCAUUCUACACACUACAACACAUAAACACUAAUACAAAAAUCACAGCAAAACUGACAAAAAAUAUACAAGACCUUGAACAAACCGGAAGAAGGAUUACGAUACAAUACACAAACAGACAACUACACGGAAUGAAAAUAGCAGAUAGGUUAGCGAAAGAUGCGCACGAACAACCGGAACAGACUACAGAACUUUUCACCAAAAACAUGUACAAACAAGAACGACAUACCCGUGCAAUGAGACAUUGGCAACAGCUAUGGGACAACGAAUCAACAGGACGCAAAACCUACGAAUGGAUAAAACAUACAAAACACGCAGACCUAAACUGGAAAGCAAUACAAAUACUUACCGGACACGGACAUAUCCAAACCUAUUACGAGCGCUUCAAAUUACGGGAAACAGACGGGAACUGCAAACAUUGUCAAACGCCGGAGACCAUACAACACGUAAGAAAUGACUGCACAGAACACAACAGACUGCAAGCCAGAACCCUACUUACAAGAAGACUCAGGACAUUUAAUAUUCAAUACCCGCCCACAGACAUAGAAAUACAUAACAAGAUGAUCGCAGAAUGGCUAAAUGAAUGGGCGCAACAGACCAUUUAUGACGAUGACUAA
Messenger RNA from Diorhabda sublineata, 1797 nucleotides. RefSeq lists its product as uncharacterized. The transcript has a single exon. The record is from RefSeq and is a predicted model, not a curated record. NCBI's taxonomy places the organism in Eukaryota, Metazoa, Arthropoda, Insecta, Coleoptera, Chrysomelidae. Bases 1 to 1797 code for a protein of 598 amino acids. Gene Ontology annotation, molecular function: nucleic acid binding.